Messenger RNA from Ylistrum balloti, 8013 nucleotides. Its product is annotated as CAD protein-like. Gene Ontology annotation, molecular function: aspartate carbamoyltransferase activity; carbamoyl-phosphate synthase (glutamine-hydrolyzing) activity; amino acid binding. The transcript has 46 exons. NCBI's taxonomy places the organism in Eukaryota, Metazoa, Mollusca, Bivalvia, Pectinida, Pectinidae. Gene Ontology annotation, biological process: 'de novo' pyrimidine nucleobase biosynthetic process; L-glutamine metabolic process; L-citrulline biosynthetic process. The record is from RefSeq and is a predicted model, not a curated record. Gene Ontology annotation, cellular component: cytoplasm; cytosol. Bases 1 to 6804 code for a protein of 2267 amino acids.
AUGCGAGUGACAGGAACAACAGAUCGUGUGAGAGGCUCCCUCUGCCUCAGCGAUGGAAGUAAAUUUGAUGGAGAGUUAUUUGGGGAGCCGUGUGACAUUGCAGGAGAAGUCGUAUUUCAGACUGGGAUGGUUGGAUACCCAGAAUCUCUCACAGACCCCUCAUACAGGAAGCAGAUACUUAUCUUAACAUACCCACUGAUUGGGAACUAUGGUGUACCAUCAGAUGAAGAGGAUGAGUUUGGACUCCGAAAGUGGUUUGAGUCUGCCAGGAUCCAUGUUGCAGCUCUGAUAGUGGCUGAUCUUUCCCAGGAUUACAGCCAUUGGGGAGCUACUAAAUCCCUGUCUGACUGGCUUAGAGAGUACAAAGUACCUGCCUUAUAUGGGUUAGACACCAGGGAGCUCACAAAAAAAAUCCGGGAAAAUGGAUCUAUGUUGGGCAAGGUUGUUCAAGAGGGCACAAAUCCAGAUUCAUUGCCGUUUAUGGAUCCUAAUGAUCUCCAUCUGGUGGGAGAGGUGUCAGCAAAGGCUCCAGUUGUGUAUAACAGUUCUGGUGAUGUUACGAUUUAUGCCAUUGACUGUGGUAUAAAAAACAACCAGAUACGUUGUCUUUGUGAAAGAGGUGCAAAGGUCAAGGUUGUGCCGUGGGAUUACCCAAUAAACAGCAAAGACUAUGACGGCCUAUUUAUCAGUAAUGGACCUGGAGAUCCCCAGAUGUGUGCCAAGACAAUAUCAAAUUUGCGACAGGUACUUAACGAGGAUGAAUCCACCUGUAAACCUGUGUUUGGGAUAUGUCUGGGCCAUCAACUCAUGUCCCUGGCCAUUGGGGCUAAAACCUUCAAAAUGAAGUAUGGAAACAGGGGCCAUAACCAGCCUUGUAAAUAUGAUCAUCAGAGAGCCAUUCGUUGUUUUAUUACCACACAGAACCAUGGGUUUGCAGUAGAUGAAUCAACUUUAGCUCCAGGCUGGUCUUCUCUCUUCACCAAUGCCAAUGAUAAAACUAAUGAAGGCAUCGUACACAACACCAAGCCUUUCUUCAGUACACAGUUUCAUCCUGAACACAUGGGAGGGCCACGGGAUCUUGAUAUCCUCUUCUCAGUAUUCCUUGACCAAGUACGCAACCACAAACAAAAGAACUUAAGUCCCUCAGUGUCUGAACGCUUGUACAUGACUCUGCAGACGCCAGUCACUGUGCCUCCCCCACUGACCAUGAGGCCAAAAAAGGUUCUUAUUCUGGGGUCAGGAGGACUGUCUAUUGGACAGGCAGGAGAAUUUGACUACUCGGGAUCACAGGCAUUAAAAGCACUUCGUGAGGAGAGAAUCCAAACUGUACUGAUCAACCCAAACAUUGCUACAGUGCAGACAUCUAAAGGAAUGGCUGACAAAACUUAUUUCCUGCCAAUCACACCUCACUAUGUUACCCAGGUAAUUAGAAACGAGCGACCAGAUGGCAUUCUGCUGACGUUUGGAGGUCAAACAGGACUAAAUUGUGGUGUUCAGCUAACCAAACUGGGCACACUGGAAAAAUUUGGGGUCAAAGUUCUUGGCACCCAAGUUGAGUCAAUCUUGUGGACUGAAGAUCGUAAAGUUUUUGCUGACAAGAUGGCAGAGAUUGAUGAAUAUGUAGCUCCUAGUGAGGCAGCUUACAACACAGAACAGGUGGUACAAGCAGCUGAGCGCCUUGGAUAUCCAGUGCUAAUUCGAGCAGCAUUUGCAUUGGGUGGUCUUGGUUCAGGAUUUGCUGAAAACAGGGAUGAACUUCUAACACUCGCUAACUCUGCAUUUGCUCACACGAGUCAAGUUCUGAUUGAUAAAUCACUGAAAGGCUGGAAGGAAGUUGAAUAUGAGGUGGUUCGGGAUGCUUACGACAACUGUAUCACGGUGUGCAAUAUGGAGAACGUAGAUCCACUUGGAAUCCAUACUGGUGAAUCAAUAGUGGUAGCACCAAGUCAGACACUCACCAAUACUGAUUACAACAUGCUUCGGUCUACUGCAAUCAAGGUUAUCCGUCACCUGCAGGUUGUAGGAGAAUGCAACAUUCAGUAUGCCCUAAACCCAGAAUCUCAUCAGUAUUACAUUAUUGAGGUAAAUGCCCGUCUGUCUAGGAGCUCUGCCCUGGCCAGUAAAGCCACCGGCUAUCCUUUAGCCUACAUAGCAGCAAAGCUAGCCUUAGGUAUGUCCCUCCCUGAUCAACCAAACUCAGUGACAAGUUCAAAGGACUAUACCACAACAGCCUGCUUUGAACCCAGUCUUGAUUAUUGUGUGGUGAAAAUUCCUCGCUGGGAUCUCAAGAAGUUCUCACGUGUGUCAACAAAGAUCGGAAGCUCUAUGAAGAGUGUUGGGGAGGUAAUGGCUGUCGGACGCAAAUUUGAGGAGGCCAUACAGAAAGCCCUUCGCAUGAUGGAUGACACAAAGGAAGGCUUUGAUCCCUACCUGAAGGCUGUAUCUGAAAGCGAACUACAAAACCCUACUGAUCAGAGAAUUUUUGUGCUGGCUGCUGCACUGAAACAAAAUUACACCAUUGAUACACUGUAUGAGCUGACGAAGAUUGACAAAUGGUUCCUCAACAAGUUCAAGAACAUCACAGACUACUACACAGACCUAGAGGCCUACAGAGGAAGGGCCAAUGAAAUUCCCCGAACAUCGAUGAUGGUGGCCAAACAACUGGGCUUUUGUGAUGAACAGAUAGCUACUGCAGUUGAGAGUACAAGCUUGGUGGUCCGGAAAUUGAGAACAGAGAUGAAGAUCACACCUUUUGUAAAACAGAUUGACACAGUGGCAGCAGAAUGGCCAGCCCAGACUAACUACUUGUACCUAACGUACAAUGCUGCAUCCCAUGACCUCAAAUUCCCCGGGGGCUAUGUUAUGGUGAUUGGUUCUGGUGUCUAUCGCAUUGGCAGCAGUGUGGAGUUUGACUGGUGUGCAGUCAACUGUAUCCAAGAACUAAGGGAGAUGGGCCACAAGACUAUCAUGGUCAACUACAACCCAGAGACUGUCAGUACUGACUACGAUAUGUGUGACCGCCUCUACUUUGACGAGAUCUCUUUUGAGACUGUGAUGGAUAUCUACACUAUGGAAGAACCAGAUGGCAUCAUCCUGUCCAUGGGGGGACAACUCCCAAACAACAUUGCUAUGGCACUUCACCGACAACAAGCACGAAUACUUGGUACAUCUCCUGAAAGUAUAGACAAUGCAGAGAAUCGAUUCAAGUUCUCCAGAAUGCUUGACAACAUGGGAAUUAGCCAGCCACAAUGGAAAGAACUCACCAACAUGGAGAAUGCUAAGCUGUUCUGUGAGGAAGUUGGUUACCCAUGUCUGGUGCGUCCAUCUUACGUGUUGAGUGGGGCAGCUAUGAAUGUGGCACAUUCUCACCAUGAUCUGGAGACUUUCCUUACUCAAGCCAGCGCACUCUCCAAGGACAACCCCGUCGUCAUCUCAAAGUUCAUCCUGGAAGCCAAGGAAAUUGAUGUAGAUGCGGUGGCAUGUGAUGGUGAAGUGAUUUGUAUGGCAGUAUCAGAGCAUGUUGAAAAUGCUGGAGUUCAUUCAGGGGACGCAACUCUAGUUACUCCACCACAGGAUCUCAAUGAAGAAACACUGGCCAAGAUCAAACUGAUCUGCUGCGCUAUUGGUCAAGCCUUAGAAGUCACUGGGCCAUUUAAUCUCCAGCUCAUAGCCAAGGACAACCAACUGAAGGUCAUUGAGUGCAAUGUCAGAGUAUCAAGGUCAUUUCCAUUUGUGUCCAAAGCUUUAGAUCAUGACUUUAUUGCCACAGCAACCAGAGUGAUUAAGGGUGAGAAGUUAGAACCAAUCAGUGUCCUGUAUGGAGUUGGGAAAGUGGCAGUCAAGGUACCAAUGUUCUCCUUCUCAAGGCUGCAUGGUGCCGACGUUCUGCUGGGUGUUGAAAUGGCAAGUACUGGAGAGGUAGCAUGCUUUGGCGAGAACCGCUACGAAGCCUAUCUCAAAGCACAGAUUUCAACAGGGUUCAAAAUUCCACGCAAAAACAUCCUUCUUUCCAUAGGAAGCUUCAAGUCUAAGACAGAGCUUCUGCCAACUGUGAAGACCCUGCUGAAGAUGGGGUACAAUCUGUAUGCCAGUAUGGGCACUGCUGACUUUUAUAACACACAUGGACUACAGAUAAAACCAGUUGACUGGCCGUACGAGGAUACUGGAGAGGUGAAGAGUGGAGGUGAACAGCGUACUAUCGCUGACUACCUAGCUGAUAACAUGUUUGACCUUGUCAUCAACUUGCCACUGAGAAACGCUGGGUCCUACAGGGCUUCUUCCUUUGUUACCCAAGGCUACAGAACCCGACGAAUGGCUGUCGACUACUCCGUACCGCUCAUCACAGACGUCAAGUGUACCAAGCUUAUUGUUGAGGCUCUAAGAAGGAUCCAGGGAUCUCCACCAGUCAAGACACACAUAGACUGCAUUGCUUCACACAGGUCAAUCCGACUGCCAGGAUUUGUUGAUGUACAUGUUCAUGUGAGGGAGCCUGGAGCCACACACAAAGAAGAUUGGUCCUCUGCUACUGCUGCAGCUCUAGCUGGAGGAGUCACCAUGAUAUUGGCCAUGCCCAACACCAAUCCUCCAACAGUAGACGAAGCAGCAUUUAACAUCACACAGAAGCUUGCAAAGGCAGGAGCACGCUGUGACUAUGGUGUUUUUGUUGGAGCUAGCAGCAGUAACUAUCAGACCCUGCCACAGAUUGGCUCACGAGCAGCAGCGCUGAAGAUGUACCUGAACGAAACCUUUACAACACUUCAGCUGGAUGAUCUUUCCAUCUGGAUGAAGCACUUUGAGCAUUGGCCGAAGAACCUGACUUUGUGUACUCAUGCUGAGAGAACACACACAGCAGCCGUUAUCCUUCUGUCAGAAUUGUAUAAACGCCCGGUACAUAUCUGUCACGUCGCACGCAAGGAGGAGAUCUUGGUGAUUCGUGCAGCCAAAGAGAAGGGUUUAGCUGUGACUUGCGAGGUUGCUCCUCACCAUCUUUUCCUGACUGAAGAUGACCUUGACCGCAUAGGUCAUCUCCGGGGUCGGGUCAAACCUGAGGUCAGUUCUAAAGAAGAUCAGCAGGCUCUAUGGGACAACAUGGAUAUAAUUGACUGUUUUGCUACUGACCAUGCACCACAUGCAGUGGAGGAGAAAAACUCUGAGAAGCCACCUCCAGGCUACCCAGGUCUGGAAACGAUGCUGCCACUCCUUCUGACUGCUGUCAAUGAUGGCCGACUGUCCCUUGAUGAACUGAUCGCGAGGCUGUACACUAACCCCAAACGUAUCUUCAACCUGCCUGACCAGCCAGACACUUACAUAGAAGUGGACAUGGAUUCACGCUGGACGAUACCCUCAGCCAUGCCGUUUACUAAAUCUAAAUGGACACCAUUUGAGGGUAUGGAGGUUAGCGGACGAGUGAAACGCGUGGUUCUACGUGGAGAGGUGGCCUACAUUGAUGGAGAGGUACUGGCUCAGCCUGGUCUAGGUAUUGAUGUCCGCAGCCAGACGCUAGUUUCAAGGUCCUCUGGUGAUCAGUUGUCCGUCCAUAUCCCCCAGAUGGGAGUGUGUGCCACCUCUCAGCCAUCAUCAGAACCAUCCAGUCCCCGUAAGGCUGUACUAUCCAAUUCUGACCGUUUCUCAGAUCGUGUCAGAGGUCGAGUGUCAGAUAUAUACUCUCCAUAUGGUGCAAAUGAAAUAUCUGAGGUUGACUCAGGUAUGAAAGAGCCACGACCGGAAAGGCAGAGGCUUGAUAGCUUCCGUGACAGAGAAUUUGGAGGUGGUGAUUUCAGUAAAAAAGAUGUUGGCCUGCUGUCUCCAAAUCAGGGGAUGAUGUUGCCUCCUGCCUCACAGAACCUGCUCAAUCCCCUGGGGCUACUGCAUUCCACCCCGGGGCUCACUGGCCACCACAUUCUCACUGUCAAUAAUUUUAAUAGGGACCAGCUUCACCACCUGUUUAACUUGGCCCAUCAGCUGAGGAUAUCAGUACAGAGAGACAGAAACCUGGAUUAUGUACUAAAGGGCAAGGUGAUGGCGUCCAUGUUUUAUGAGGCAAGUACAAGAACAAGCUGUUCCUUUACUGUGGCGAUGCAGCGACUCGGUGGAACUGUUGUUCACCUUGACCAAACCUCCUCUUCAAGUAAAAAAGGCGAGACACUGGAAGAUACUGUGGUAAUGAUGGCUGGAUACACGGAUGUUUUGGUUAUAAGGCACCCCCAACCAGGUGCUGUUGAUGAAGCAGCGAAAAAAGCUCGCAAACCUGUGAUUAACGCUGGUGAUGGAGUUGGGGAGCACCCAACUCAAGCUCUCCUCGAUGUUUUCACAAUUAGGGAGGAAAUCGGAACAGUAAAUGGACUUGUGAUAACCAUGGUUGGAGACUUAAAGAAUGGUCGCACCGUCCACUCUCUGGCUAAGUUGUUGACGUUGUAUCGAGUCACACUGCGCUACGUGUCUCCUGAUGGACUGCAAAUGCCAGACACCAUCAAAGAGAUAGUGGCAUCAAAGGGAAUCGCACAGAGUGAGUACAGGAACCUUGAAGAUGCUCUCCCUGAUACAGAUGUACUGUAUAUGACCCGUAUCCAGAAGGAGCGCUUUGUGUCUGAGGAGGAAUACAUGAAAGUUGCAGAUAAGAUUGUGGUGAGUCCCAAGAUAAUGACAAAAGCCAAGAAGAGGAUGGUAGUGAUGCACCCACUACCCAGGGUGAAUGAGAUAGAUCCUCUCUUUGACACUGAUCCACGUGCAGCUUAUUUCCGACAGGCAGAGAAUGGCAUGUACAUCCGUAUGGCACUGCUGGCAUUGGUACUUGGAAAAUGUUGAAAACGGGGUCGGAUGAAGACUGAAUUUGAAAAUAAUCACGCAAAAACAUUAUAAAUUGUACAAUGUGAUUUUAGCAUAAGAACAACUGAAUUUGUUACAAGGAGUGUUUAUACUAAAAUACAUGGAAUAACAUUGUUAACGACAGGUAAAAUGUAUUGACAAAUGUAGAGAACAAAAUAUAUGUAUAUAAAAAGAAACACCUGAUCAAACAUUUAACUAGUUGAUAAAGAAAUGGUGAUAACUUCUCAAAUGUUGUCUGUAGUAUGAAGAUUGACAAUUAUGUAAAUUAUCUGGUGAGAGAUAAUGUAAUCCAGAUUGGAAUUCUGAUGUGGACAUAAAUAGCCGGUGAUAAAUUGAUUUACAAAAAUAUUGAUGGUUAGAGAAAACUUGUAAGGAUUUAUGUACUGUUGACUAAAACUUGUCCAAAGCCUGGAGAGUACUGAUUAGGAUAAAUAAAUAAAGUUUUAAUUUGUAGUUCAAUUGGUACAGAUUUUAAAUCCCAUAAAUAUAUUUUAUAAUUAUUGUAAGAAGAAAUACCUGGCAGAAAAGUGCGAUAUUGUAUUAUAUAGAGGUUUUUUUUUUUUUUUUCAAAUUUUAUAAGACCAUCCAUUUUUUCCAAAAUAAUUUUUGUUGUAGCAGCUGUAGUGCUUUGUGAUAUCCAGUUCAAAUGGAAAAUGCUUUAUUGAGGAAGAAAAAUCUAAUGCUUUGUUAGAGACUUGAUUAUCAAAUCAUGUUAAUGAAUAUUAUUAAUGAUAUUUACAAAACUGUAUUAGAAUAACAUUGUACUGGUGAAGGUUGAUGAGAAAAUAUUGGUACAUUAUAUAUAUAUUUAGAUAUAUUAAAAUAAAUUGUAUAUGUGUUUAUCAAAGGUUUGGCACUAUGUCGUGUUACACACGAGUGACAAGUGAUUUGUGUUAUACGGGUAUCCCACAUACUACCAUGUUCUGUUUUCUGUAGAACUAUUAGAAGAAAACAGAAAGGAAGUUAUGUCUGAAAACUUCAUGAAAUAAUUUGAAUAUGAUCUUUUAGAUGCUUUGCUGUUUUGAAUCAGAUACGUUUUGCUUCAGUAUCACUUGACUGAGGUAUGUAGUAUAUAAUAAUACACUGUAUUAGUUUCUAAAUGAUUUACACCUAUUUUUAAGCUGCUUCAUGAUAUUUCUCAUAUCUGUCAACAGUAGACUUACAUUGCAUUUAAACUUUUUAUCAGAU